AUGACUGAAACGUCUGGCAAUUUGUCUGCCUCUCGUGACUUUGGAACUUCCUCCCAGGAUUCUCUUCUGUCUGUCAUCCCCGAAGAUGAAAACGAUUCCGAAACUGCAGAAGUCCUUCAUCUUGAAGACUCUCAGCAGGCUAUUGAUAUUCAGGAUCUGAAAAACUCACAGGAAUCUUCUGACAUUGUUGAAGUGAAAGGCUCAGAAGCUAUUGAAAUUCUUGAUCUUACAGAGUCGCAGGAAGAUAUUGACAUUCUGAUGAAAGAUUCACAGGGAUCUGUUGAUAUUCUUGAAGUGAAAGGCUCAUCUGUUGAAAUUCUUGAUCUCCAAGAUUCCCAGGAAUCUGUUGACAUUCUUGAUGGGGAAGACUCACACGAAACUGUUGCUGAGGCACAGAAUGUGUCAUAUGAGAACGAGUCAGCAGUUCAAGAGAACUUUAAUCACCAAACAAUCCCUGAGGAAACACUCGACAGCAAAAGGACUCAGUCGGCAGCCAUUGAGAGUUGCACAAAUUCCCUUCAGUUAUCCAGAGAUUGUACCCAUGAAGAGGAAGCCGUCGAUAGUCCAACAGACACAAAUACUUCAUCCACGACAAUUGCAGAAGAGUCUGCAGAAGCUAUCGAAUCCUUGAAAGGAACAAGGAGGAUUCAGAGAGAUUCGCCAGAAGAACUCUUGCUCAUCACCAAAAGAGGAAACUUCUUCCAAGACUCAUUCUUCCUCGACGCUCACCGAGACUUCAGUGCCGCUCUCAGGCAGGUGUUGGGCAGGUGCAAUCAAGUCAACUUUGAGGACGACACUGACCUCCGUCACACCGAUAUCCUGGAACGCUACAGGCAGCUUCGGUCUCGCGAUCUGAGGGAAGAGAAUCAGGCCGCUAUCGUCACAUCAGACAAGUCUUGUAUGAAGAUAAUUAUGGACGUUCAUGAUUUCAUGAGUGGAGAUGUACAAGCGAAGGUCGUUGAUGAGAAGGAGUUGGUCAUCGAGGGACUUGUGGUGAAGAAGGAAGAAGGAACCUCAUCCGAAACCUCUCACUCCUUCAGACGCCGCUUCUCUCUUCCACAGUUUACUAAAAUCACUUCUGUCAUGUCUUUAGAUGGCAUCCUCACAGUCACUGUGAUGUUUAAGGAAGGAAAUGUCGAGGCAAAUACUGCUGAAAACUCCAUUAAAACUGAAGCAAAACGCAUCACAAAAGAAAUCAUUCACUCGAAAUCACCUUCACUUCCUGCUGAAAAACGUCUGCUUGAGACCAAGAAUGAAAACCAAAAUGGACUGAACGAGUAUAUGACGUCUCAGUCCGAGGAAACUCGUCAUUUCCUCGAGAUUUCACGUCGGGAACAGAGACGCCUUAUCUUGAUUGCAGUUUCGAGGACAGCAAUAGACUGAGACGCUUUGGACAAGAAAGUGGCAGGGAGUCUCAAGAAACUAAUAA
Penaeus vannamei (Pacific white shrimp) is the source of this 1429-nucleotide messenger RNA. NCBI's taxonomy places the organism in Eukaryota, Metazoa, Arthropoda, Malacostraca, Decapoda, Penaeidae. The record is from RefSeq and is a predicted model, not a curated record.